GCGUAGUGUGGGUUCACGACGAUAUACACUCCAGUGUUCAUUUGGAAGUGGGCGAGAGAAGGGUGUAACGAGGAUUUUCGUGGCGAGUGGCGGUGGUUCGACUUGACCAUGUCUGCCAUUGCAUACAUUGGAGGAUUGAAGGCCUACUUGGCCAGGGGUGAAUGCAUUAAUGAAAGUAGUGUGUUUCGACUCCAUUAUCAGUUUACUGUUGUGCUUUUACUUGGUGCAUCCAUCUUACUAACAGCUGCCGAGUUCUUUGGGGCUCCAAUCAACUGUAUCACCAGUUUACCACAACAAAAUGUCAUAAAUACGUAUUGUUGGAUACAUUCGACGUUCACAAUACAAGAUUAUUAUCUACGUGAACGUGGGCUGGUUGCCGAACCUGGAGUUGGGGCCCCGAGUGCAUAUUCAGACGAUGAGAUGCAAGAGCGCUGGAGGUUCCAUAAUUAUUACCAAUGGGUUGUGUUUUUCUUGUUUUUCCAGGCAGCACUCUGUUAUAUCCCAAAGUUCGUUUGGAAUAAUUUUGAAGGUGGAUUGAUGGAAACUAUUGCCAGUGGAUUACGUCCAGUGCUGUACAAAGAGGAAGAUGUUAGCGCUCGCAAAAAUACCAUUAUUGAGUACAUUGUCAAGCAUAUUAGGAUGCACAAUGGAUAUGUAUUUAAAUAUUGGUUAUGCGAGCUGCUAAGUUUCAUCAACAUUGUUGGCCAGCUGUUCCUCAUUGACAAGUUCCUUGGGGGUGCAUUUUUGACCUAUGGCCCAAGGGUUCUGGAGUAUUCUGAAUUGGACCAAGAGGAAAGAGUCGACCCUAUGAUCUACGUCUUCCCAAGGAUGACCAAGUGUCAUUUCCAUAAAUUUGGGUCAUCGGGUACUAUCGAGAGAGCUGAUGCAUUCUGCUUGCUUCCACUUAACAUCUUGAAUGAGAAGGUGUUUAUAACAAUUUGGUUCUGGUAUGUAAUUCUUGCUGCCUUGCUAGGAGCCAUCUUGCUCUACCGAAUUGCCCUCUUUGUGGUCCCAGGUCUUCGCCCACGUGCCAUGCACAAGCACAACAAGUCUGUUCCUAUUGAGACAAUAGAAGCAAUUGUCAACAAGACUUCUAUUGGAGAUUGGUGGAUUUUAUAUGUUUUGUCCACAAACAUUGAUCCACUCAUCUACAGAGACAUAAUGACCAGGUUAUCAAAAGAGAUUGAAACUGCCAACAGCAACAAUGCUUACAACAGUCCAUAUUCAUCGUCAUCUGUAUGAAUGUUGGAGGACAUGGACUGAGGGCUGUUACCCCCAGCUGAAGGUGAAUCAAGAUUAAAAUGACUAGACUACAAGAAGGAAGAACAUUCAGUUAUUUUGAACCCACCCCGAGUUGUCUUUCACUGGGUUAAGGAUUUAAGAAAUUUUUAUAUGGAAUGCGUUUGGUGCUAUGUGUGGAGUAAGCUUUUGUUUUGGGGGGCGCCAAUUAAGGGAAGUUUAGUAUAUACUCUGUUGUUCUUACUUAGAACGUGCUUUAAAAUUUUGAGAUGUUCCAUCAGGAAUGUUUUGCGACAAACUGUUUGUGUGGAGCAAGAUUUCCUGAAUGUAUGGUGCAAGAAAUUAAUCCCACAAGUGCCUUCAGCUGAGCUUCGAGGCCUUAAAGUGUUCCCGUGUGUCAAUAUUCAUUAUGAUUAGUUCUCCUAAGUUAGAGGUGGGCUAGUCAUGCUGCAUGAGGGUGACAGCCACCAGUUCUUGUCUUAAUGUUUCUGACAAAUUUCAUUUGACCUACAUGGUUACUUUAGUUACUUUAUUAUUUAGAAUUUGACAAGCCUUUCUUUCAUUAUUGUUGCUGUAUAUGUGGUUAAUUGUCACAAAGUUACUCUAUUUAUUAUUUAUUUUUUAAUGUUUUGGUAAUGUUUUCAAGAAGUUCUACUCAGUUGUGUUGGAUGUUGUGAAUUUGGAUACUGGCAUUUCAAAAGUCAUGAAUACAGAAGGAAAAUAAUUAAGACUGCUCACAAGUAUAUGACAGCUUUGCUGGUCAAAGAUUUCUGUAUAUUUAUAAGUGCCAUUAUCACAAGGGAAAUAUGACUAGUUUCGAAGCGCAUGAAGCUAAUAUUUUUAUGCUCUCUGGCCUAUAUCUUUGUAGAUAAGUCAGUGUGAUUGAUCGAGAGUAUUAUUUCUAUGUAGAUGAGGCAAGAAGACCAGUGAUGCUCAGAGGACAUUUUACAUGCCUUUAUUCAAAAAUCAUCCAUUAUUCUCCAUCCAUUAAACUUAUUUUGCAAAUUAACGCUAAAAGUUCCAAGUAAGUGCUAUUGGAUGCUUGCACCCGUUGUUGGGAUGAACCCGAGCAAGCAAUACAAAUAUGUGCAGUUAUAUGAUACUUUAUCUUGUGGCUUCACUGUAUCUUACAGUUUUAUGUAAACUUAAGAAUAUUAUUUUGUCUUGUAUAAGAUUCAUGUAAUUUGUAGUUACAUUAGAGAGAUUUUUUAUAUAAAA
Messenger RNA from Macrobrachium nipponense, 2457 nucleotides. RefSeq names its product innexin inx1-like. The transcript is spliced from 7 exons. The record is from RefSeq and is a predicted model, not a curated record. NCBI's taxonomy places the organism in Eukaryota, Metazoa, Arthropoda, Malacostraca, Decapoda, Palaemonidae. Gene Ontology annotation, molecular function: gap junction channel activity. The coding region runs from base 109 to 1242 and encodes 377 amino acids. Gene Ontology annotation, cellular component: plasma membrane; gap junction.